AAUGUUGGGUUACGUAAGCCCGUUAACUGUUUGAUAAACUGUUCCUUCGACUUGAAUGCAACGUUAUGGCUCAAAGUGCAAACGACCGCCGGCGGAUAAAUGGACCAGAAGAAAGCUUUCCGCCCGUAUUCGAUGAUGACGAUGAGGAUAUCAACUUAAAAACGCAACGCGGUCGGGCACCUGGUGAUAUCAGGCCAAUAUUCCUCCAGCCAGGUCUAAUAAGUCAGGCAAAUGGAUCUGCAUAUAUCGAGACAGAGAGAACUAAAAUUGCAUGUGCUGUGUAUGGACCACGGCAGUCUAAAACUACCACCUACAGCGAAAAGGGUCGGCUGAACGUUGAAGUCAAAUUCACUCCUUUCUCGUGUACGCGUCGAAGGGCCCCAAUGCGCGACGCCGAGGAUAGAUCCAUUGGUGUAUCAAUACAUCAAGCAAUCGUAUCAUCAAUACGCCUGGAGCUAUUCCCAAAGUCGACCAUUGAUGUUUUCAUCACGAUCAUCGAGAACGAUGGAAUUGAAGGUUGUAUCGCAUCUGGAUCAUUAGCUGCAAGUACUGCACUUGCUGAUGCCGGAAUUGAAAUGCUGGGGCUCGUUGCAUCAUGCUCUGCUGCCAUCGUCGGAGAUGUCAUUCAACUUGAUCCAAGCGAGGCCGAAGCACGGGCAUCCAGUGGUACUGUUAUACUUGCUUGUAUGCCGGCUUUGGAUAGUAUCACCAGCAUCUGGCAGUCAGGACAGAUGACUGCUGACAUGUCUUUGAAGUGCAUGGAGCAAUGUCACGAGCGGUGUAUUGAUAUCCAUUCGAUAGUUGCGCAGUCUCUACUUGAACACAGGAAACCCAAUUGACAUCGCUUUCGGUCUCCGAGGUGCAUUGUGACUUUUCGCACAUCAGCGUCAGCCGUUGCACAUGGUCUUGGAACUUGUUUGUCAGAUCGACGUCGGAUUUUCAGUUUCUGACUACAUAGAGCGGUUUUAAUUUUACAAGAACAGUUCCGAGCCCGUUCGUUUGUCCCAUGUAGUAACUAACAAGCACAGCAGUGUGAACUAUAGUACUAUACCCACCUAGUGGUCUUAUUUCUACGUGGGGUCUUUGAUGCGCAGUGAUAUGCAUGUAUUUACAUAAAAUUGUUACUUUGUGGACAAUUCCU
Messenger RNA from Suillus clintonianus, 1141 nucleotides. RefSeq names its product ribosomal protein S5 domain 2-type protein. The transcript has 6 exons. The coding region runs from base 66 to 839 and encodes 257 amino acids. Gene Ontology annotation, cellular component: nuclear exosome (RNase complex); nucleolus; cytoplasmic exosome (RNase complex). Lineage: Eukaryota; Fungi; Basidiomycota; Agaricomycetes; Boletales; Suillaceae. The record is from RefSeq and is a predicted model, not a curated record. Gene Ontology annotation, biological process: poly(A)-dependent snoRNA 3'-end processing; rRNA catabolic process; nuclear mRNA surveillance.